CGCAGAGUACAGUACAUGUGAACAAUUUUCCCAAUAUUUAUUUUUUCCAGUGUUAGACAGGGCUAUGAAGAACUGGAAAGACAACUUAAAGAAGUCUUUAAGGAAAGAAGCAACAUACUUCGCCAGCUGUCAAAGACGUCCAAAGAGCUUGAGGGAAUUAAAGUAAACCUUCAGUCUUUGAAAAAUGAUGAGGCAUCAGCCAAAAGUGAUGUACAGAAACUCCUGGAAUUAGGCCAGAAACAAAGGGAAGAAAUGAAAUCACUCCAGGAGGCCUUUCAAAAACAGCUUAAUGAGGCAGCUGAGAAGGCAGAAAAGCAACAGGCCACAAUUAAUUUUUUGAAGACUGAAAUGGAGAGAAAAAGCAAAAUGAUCAGAGAUCUCCAAAAUGAGGUAAGGCUCAACCUACCCUUCAAGAUUGUUUCAUCUAUCUAUCUAUCUAUCUAUCUAUCUAUCUCAAAAAAGAUUCAAGCCCAACUGAAGGAGCUUCGCUAUGGGAAAAAGGAUUUGAUAUUUAAG
Messenger RNA from Python bivittatus (Burmese python), 516 nucleotides. NCBI's taxonomy places the organism in Eukaryota, Metazoa, Chordata, Lepidosauria, Squamata, Pythonidae. The record is from RefSeq and is a predicted model, not a curated record.